AUGGAAAAUAAUUCAAAAGCUUUUGAUAACGUUAAAGAAAGAAUAAAAAAUAGAUUGGUUGAUUAUCCAGAUUUUCCUAAAAAAGGAAUUCUUUUCAGAGAUAUUAUGCCUCUUUUCAAAGACCCUGUUUUGAUAAAUGAUUUAGCUUUAUCUAUAGCAAAUUAUUUCAAGAAUAGUCAAAUAAAUUCAAUUGCUGCUUGUGAAGCUCGUGGUUUCCUUUUUGGAGUUAUUGUAUCAAUUCAUAUGAAUGUACCAUUUGUUGCAAUAAGAAAGAAAGAAUAUGGGGAGGAUAUUUUUGAGGUACAAAAAAAUUCUUUUAAAUCUGGUGAUCGUGUUUUGAUAUUGGAUGACUUAUUAGCUACUGGUGGUUCUAUGAGUGCUGCAAUAGAUGUUGUUAAGAAAGCAGGUGCAAACCCCGUUAAUGCAUUUUGUUUGGUUGAAUUAACUGAAUUAAAAGGACGUGAAAAAUUACCUGAAUCUACAAUCUUUGAAGCUAUGAUUCAAUUUUAA
Molecule: messenger RNA, 510 nt
Organism: Strongyloides ratti
Lineage: Eukaryota; Metazoa; Nematoda; Chromadorea; Rhabditida; Strongyloididae
Product: Adenine phosphoribosyltransferase
Exons: 3
Coding region: 1-510 (169 amino acids)
Biological process (GO): adenine salvage; AMP salvage
Cellular component (GO): cytoplasm
Molecular function (GO): adenine phosphoribosyltransferase activity; adenine binding; AMP binding
Source: RefSeq, a predicted model, not a curated record